Molecule: messenger RNA, 10383 nt
Organism: Labrus bergylta (ballan wrasse)
Lineage: Eukaryota; Metazoa; Chordata; Actinopteri; Labriformes; Labridae
Product: storkhead-box protein 2
Biological process (GO): regulation of transcription by RNA polymerase II
Cellular component (GO): nucleus; cytoplasm
Molecular function (GO): RNA polymerase II transcription regulatory region sequence-specific DNA binding
Source: RefSeq, a predicted model, not a curated record
CGGCGCUGCCUGUGUUGCUGCCUGUUGCAGCAUUUGGUCAGUGUGUUGCUAACUAGAGAGUCAACUUAGAGCUGUGUGCUGAUUGGUUGGCUCAUCGGCUUGGCUUCUAUCCAGCUUGACUUUAAAUGCAUACAAACACACACCCUCACACACACACACACACACACACACAAGGGUUAACAUUUCCCUCAGUUCCUUUCAGAAACACAAAUGGGCUCACUAAGCAGGCUUCAAAUUUUUGGGGGAUGAGGAGAGCAGGGGGGAGGUUGGGGUGUUGACUGACAUGAUUCCUCCCUCCUCCUUCUCCUUUUCUCCCACAACAACACGCUGAGCGGCAGAGCGAGCGACCAGAGAGCGAGGAAGAGAGAGAGAGGGGCGAGUGGACGGACGAGCAGACAAAGGAGAGGCAGCGCUCGCUCUGCUCUGGAUUAACCCUUUGUCCUGACUACAAGCUCUGUUUUCAUGGAUUUCUCUCUUUUACACGCCCGCCAUCAUCUCCUCACCGAUCCGUGCACACCGCCUUGCUCUCUCUCACAUAUACACACUGACACACACACACCCACACACACUGUUUUCCCAAAGGAUCAACAGCUGGUGUGUGUGACGGCGUCCUGGAGGAGCAGUCGUGGAUGGAUGGAGGUAGAGGGGAGAUCGUGUCGUUUCCUCCCUCCGCUGGCUGAACAGCUUCUCUCCUCUUGCUAUCUUUUGUAUUAGCGCCCCCUUCUUCCCCCUCUGUCUCCCCCUCUCUCCCAUCUCUCCGUCUUCCCUCCCUUCUCUGCUCAGGCUUUUGUCUCUCUGAUGAAGGUCCACGCUGGUCUUUUUACCGCCUUCCACAGCCUGGAGACCUCUCUAACCGUCCCAUUCGUCAUGCUAAAGCUAAAGCUAACGGCAGGAAGGACUGAUGCUGAAGCAGCAUGCUAGGCUAACAGCUAGCUUCUGGAGUGCUGUGAACACCUUGGCUUGCUGAGUGUCUGUUUGGUGUGUGUGUGUUUUUGUAUCCAGUGUGUGUUUGGUGUGUGUGCGAGUUGAAGGGAUCUCCCAGCUGACUCUCUCCGCUCGGUGUCCUCUCUUGACUCAUCUCUGUGGAGUUCUCGGUCAUGUCAACAGGGAUGUGACCAUGACCGAGUGUGUCAGAGUGAGGACUCUGUGUCUUUAUUUCUCAUCAUGGAGGUUGUUGUUUGUCAUCAGCUGAUUUAUUGACACUUACGCCCCAGGAUGGAGAUCACGUGACAAAUUGUGAACCUGCAGCCUCGGGUCAAACGUCCGACCCAACAAAUCUGAAGUUUUUUUUUUUAGAGGAAGAACAGUUUGACUGAGUGUUGUCGAUAGAUCUGUGGCUGACUGCCUGGCGGCCUGCAGAGGAUGAAGAAGACUAGCAGCAGCACGCUGAGGCGUGCCUGGCCCAGCUCGGACCUGAUCGAGCGCCUGCUGCCUCCUGCAGCCUCCUCUGAGCCACUCAAGAGCCGACGCUCCCGCAGUGAAAAGGACUACAAAGUCCAAAAACACAGCAAGAGACACCGCUACCCUCCACAGUAUGCGUGUCAGAGCCCACCAGCAUACACACACCCAGGUGAUGUGUCACCCAUCAGUAUGUCCCCCAUCAGCCAAUCACAGUUCAUCCCUUUGGGAGAAGUACUGUUAUUGGCUAUCUCUGCUAUGAACUCCGCCCACAAGCCUGUGACUCAGGAGGCUCUGACCGAACAUCUGCAGACAUGUUUCCCAGGUGUUCCCACGCCAACAGAGGAGGUUCUGCACCACACGUUGGGCAUGCUGGUCCGUGAGCGGAAGAUCUACCCAACACCAGACGGAUAUUUUAUCGUCACCCCUCAGACGUACUUCAUCACCCCGAGCCUCAUCAGAACCAGCUCCAAGUGGUACCACUUAGACGAGCGGUCAGCUGAGCGACAUCAGCAGCAGCAUCAGAACCAGCAGACGCAGUGCACCUCCCCUCUCUCGGGCACCAUCACCUCCGGACCCGUCAGGGACAGAUCGCACCCUAAGUCCAGCCAGAACCACAGCGGGGGAGGAGGAGGAGGCGGGGAUACCUUCUACAACAACAGUUACCGUGGUGAAGACCCUCCCAGCCACCACACCACCCUGUCACGCAGAUCCCCCAAAGACCACCGGGAGGCGUACUCGUCCCCACACUCCCCACAAACUCCUCCUCAGCAGGCAGGAGGAACCACGGAGAAGAGCCGCAGCAGCCUCGGGUUCCCCUUCAAGACGGACACACUCACCAAGCACCGAGGAGGGGGCGGGGGCGGGGGAGGAGGAGGGACAGGAACAGGAGAGGUGGAGAAACAGGCAGGUGGAGGCAGUGGAACAGGAAGUCGUAAGUUUGGCCUGAAGCUGUUCCGUCUGAGCUUUAAGAAAGACAAGGCCAAGCAGCUGGCCACCUUUUCGGCUCAGUUCCCUCCUGAGGAGUGGCCGCUCCGCGACGAGGAGGUGCCCAGCCAGCUGCCCCGCCACGUUGAGAUGGAGAUCAUCCGCAGGAUCAACCCUGACCUCACGGUGGAGAACCUGGCUCGCCAUACAGCCGUCAUGAAACGUCUGGAAGAGGAGCGUGCUCAGAGAAGCAAAGCCUCAUCAGCCAAUCAGAGCUCGAGGAGCAGGAGGAGCGGGGGCCGUCAUAGGAAGCAGUCUCAGGCCAAACUGAGCCGCUCUCACAGUAAGACCAGGGCAUCCCGUGGUGAGCCCAGUGACCUGGAGCUGCCCGACCGGGACUACCGAGCAUACUCAUCCUCGCUGGCCCGGUCGCCGAGGGAACACGCCCUCGCCAUGGAACGGCAGCGUGCCCGGCUUCAUCUGGCGCACAGCAACCCCAACAUCCUUGAUUCCUCCCACCUUCCUGUCACUCCUGAGUGGGACGUGUCUGGAGAGCUUGCCAAGCGCCGCACAGAGAUGCCUUUCCCCGAGCCGAGCCACGGCCCUUCGGCCCACCACUCCAAAGUGCACCGCUCACACUCGCACACCCAGGAGAGGAAGUCCAGGAAUGAGCGCAGCGACAAGGCCAAGGAGCGAUCCCGGUCCAUGGACAAUUCCAAAGGACCGCUUGGGGCUGGGCUCAUCGGGCCGCCAGAUUACUAUGAUGACCGGAGCCGCUACUACACAGACGAUGGAACCCUCAGAGCCAAUCAGAGCUCUGCUCAUUACUCUCGAGCCACGCCCCCUUCGGCUAAGCAUCCUGUGGACUCUUUAGGGCUGGAUGGUGGGCGGAGCUUAGAGAAGAGUAAGAGCAGGGACAGCCUGCCCGCUUACUCUCCAAAACCACUUCUCCCCUCCAUCCCCCCGGAUGAUUACUUCCAGUGCUCGGGUUCAUCUGAGGCCGUCCUCACAGCUGCUAACACGCUUGGAACUCUGGGUAAGAGCAGCCACGAGGGGUUAAAAGUGGGCGUGACUGACAGGCAGACUGACAGACAGACUCCCCACACCCUGGACAGUAAGGAGGACUUGUCAAAGGUUGGGCCUAAAGGGGGCAGCCUGCCUCCGAUACCUCUGUCUAUUCCUGACCCCCCGCUUGCCAACGGCAGACCCCCCCACAGCUCCUCCUCUGGUCAGGAGAAACGUAAGGAGAUCUUUAGUAAAGACACACUCUUCAAACCUCCUCCCAGCCUCCCCUUACCUGGGUACAGCUCCCUGAGGAAAACCCCCGCUCUGGUCGCUUCUACCCUGUCCUCAUCCUGUGAUGCUAUUGAUUCCCAGGAGGCCUUUGACGCCCCAAAACCUCUGGUGGCCACAUCGUCCGCCCCUCCACCAGGGAUCGAAGCGACUCCUGGUGCUGCAGAGGCCUCUUUUGACUACUACAACGUGUCCGACGACGAGGAGCUGGAGGAGGGCGGGGCUAAGAGUCGAGGGGAGGACGAGAAGUCUGGAGGAGGUGUUGUUGGGAGGGGAGGUGGUGGAGCAGGGACCAUGCAGUGGCUGCUGGAGAGGGAGAAGGAGAGGGACCUUCAGAGGAGGUUUGAGAGGACUCUGGCCUUCCCUGGUGCUAAAGAGAACCUUCCAGAACCCGCUCAGAACCAGCAGUCAGCUCACUCUGCUCGACUGGACAGCAUGGACUCCAGCUCGGUAACUGUGGACAGUGGAUUCAACUCACCAAGGACGAGGGAGAGUUUGGCGUCGAACACUUCCUCCAUUGUGGAGAGUAACCGUCGGCAGAACCUGGCUCUGAGCCCCGGACACCUCAGCAUCACCUCCGGGAACGGACCCCCGUUCUCCUUCAGAGCCAUCCCAGAACCUUCCGGAACCCAACCUGAGAAACUCCAGAAGCCCAACGCCUGCCUCGCAUCAAUCACCAGCGUGUAGGGGGCGGGGCUAAGGGCUGGGAGGAGCGCUGAGACCCGAUGGAUAGGAACUACAAAUCCACCCCCCCCCCCCCCCUCCAAAAAAAGGACUGUUACACCUUCAGACUGACGGACUGUCUGAGUCAGUGGAACUGUGCACACACACACACACACACACACACACACACACACACACACACACACACACACACACACACACACACACACACACAGGCAGACUCUAACAUUAUCAUCUACAGCCUCCAGUUUACACACUGCUGUUGUGUUGUUUCACUUAUGUGGGUUGUAGUUGUAUGUGUGUGUGCGUGCGUGCGUGCGUGCGUGUGUGUAUUAUCUGUUAUCUCAGGUCAUGUUAUUUCCCACCUGGCUGCUCCAAGUCAGCACGUCUCCCUCUGCUGGUGCCUCCUGGUAUUACACUCUGAAAAAGCUGCAAAGCUGCUCUGCUGACUACUGAUGCUGAGGUUACACACACACACACACACACACACACACACACACACACACACACACACACACACACACUGGUACUAACAUGAGUGUGCACAGGUGAUCUUAACCCCCCUCCCUGCUCAUUGAGGAAGUAAACAUAGAUGUGAUUUCUAUCAUGAAAAACCCUUAAAAUAGAAGUUACUCUCUCUCUCUUCAUUCAUAUUUUUCAGGAUCAUCGCUUAAUCAAAAUUAAAUUCAGUGUAUCUUAUCAGACUAAAGCAGGAGGGUAUUUUGUCUUGUUUAUUUCGGGUGUAAACCUGAAAAAAGAACCGGGUUCUCUCAAACGGGUUCUCUCAAGAGAAGAAACCAACCUUUAAAAUGUUUCAUGGAGGUCAGAGCUAUCGUUUCAGAUGCAUUCAAGUUAGCCUGGAAAUCGAAACGCUGGCUGGCUUUCACGUCACGGCGUCAAGUAGAAAUGUUUGAUCUAGAUCAGAUAGUUAGCUGCACAUUAAUCCAGAUAUCUGUUGAUAGAGUCGUCGGAUUACCGCUGAUGUUCGUCGCUUUGGGUUAAAGCGUCUGCUGACUGGAAUGUCAUUAACGCAGUUUGUUCUCCGGCCACUUUUGGUUUCCAUACCAACUGUUUUUCCUGCACACAACAAAGCCUGCUGAUUCAUAAUAUGUCAUAGCAGAACAUCCAGAGUCUGUGUACAGAUUCUACGUGUAUAAAAUGUAAAUAGAGUUUAUCUUUAUCUGGACCAGAGCAGCUCUGAAUGUGGUCUGAGGGAUCAGAACUCUGCCGGUCUAAGGUGUGUUCUCACCUGAACCUGCAUCUCCAUGAACUCAUGUUAGUACCAGGUGUGAACGAGGCCUCUCUCUCUCUCUGUCUCUCGCUCUCCCCCCCCCCCCCUUUCUCUCUCUCUCGUUCUCUCGUUCUCUCUUUCUCUCUCUGAGAGCGGCAGAGAGAGGGGCGUGAUAUUCAAACAUGUGAGACGUUCAGACAGGUGGUCGAUGUGUUCCCACAGUUUUCUGAUGUAGAAUGAAGCGGAGCAGCUCUCACCUGUUGUUACCUUCCUGCAGACAGACCCUCCUCUUCCUCUCUGUGACUCCUCAUGUCCUCAGACUGGACUCUGCACAGGACAGGAGGAACUCACCUGUAUCAACCAGUAUCGUCACUCUACCGGAAUAUCAAACUCCAAUACCAUUCUUGUAAAAAUCUCAAAUUUCACCAGUUUCGAUACCACGGCAACAACAUUCCACCCUUCAAAACUUGUUUUUUAAUUGACAGAAACUCUGACAGUACUUUGUCUAAAUUUCACAAAAACAUUGGCAACAUGUUGGCAACCCUUACGUUGACUGAGGCCCUGCCGCUGUAUGUGUGUCUUGUUUCCAUGACAACAGGCCGCUGCAAUUUGAGAUCGUCUUUCGCCUUCACUUUGAGCGUCAAACGGAGGAUGCUCCUCCUACUUUGUCUGAACUCAGUAAUAAAGACGGCGCUGCUAUCAUGGCUACGGCCGGACACGGAGUGAGGACCAGACCGAUCUACUUCAUGAUUGGCUGGUUGAAAAAAUGCAAUGACGUCAACAGCGCUCUUCUGACAAGUUUAACAAUUUUCAACUCAAAGCGCUCGAAGCGGCCGCACUAAAAAAGGCAGAACUCUCUGGGCGCCUCCUGCUUCACACGCUCUCUCCUCUUUGUAAACAAUUUCAAAAGACGCCAUGUGGUCACGGGGCCUGACUGCAGAUCUGUAGUUUUUUACAGCUUUGAUCAUUUAGACGUGAUUAGUGUGAAAUGAGAACGACAGUGAGGAGAGGAAACAAAGAAAUGUAAGAACUGAGUAAAUAAGAUGUGAAAUACUUUAUUUCUAUUCAAAUACCUGAAUAUAUGUACAGUGUAUAGAAACUUUUAUUUAUGGACAUGUAAGGCAGUGUUAAUGACACGCUGCUCUUUGUUUCUCUCCUCACAUGAAGAACAACUUUAUCUUUUAUUGAUUUAUAUAAACUUUAUUAACGUCUAAAACCCUGAUUCACCAAACGAGUACAAAUCACAUGAUAUCAAAUCUGUUUGGUUACCACGGCAAUACAAAUCAAAGUACCCGAUAUCAGGUAAUGUCUGGUUUCUAUGAACAACAAUCACAGGUAAAAUCUUGAUCCAAUGUAUUUGUGUAAUUUAGACCGUGUGCAGGAGUCUGCAAGAGACUUUUAAUGGACUUAAUGGAUUAACUCAUCCAUUCAAAGCAGAGGGAGCAACUUGUGGUUUAGUGUUUUACCCAAGGACACAUGGGACAUGUGGCUGCAGGAGCAGGGGAUCAAACCCCUGACCUUCCAGUUUAGAGACGACGACUCUACAAACUGAGCCACAGCCGCCCCAUGCACAUUUCUUAUGAAACAGACGUUGCGUUUUCAUAUUUUUCUGUGCUUUCGAGAUGUCCGAUCACUAAAAUAAAAAAGAUUGUAUCGUUUGAAAACAGCAUCGAACAUUUACCUCCAAACAGACAUGAUGCUGUGUGGAUGUUAAAGAGACAAAUAUUCUUAAUUCAAACACGAUGAAUUAAUGUCAUAUUCAAACUCAUAACCUUGUUUUCUAAACGUGCCGUCGCUCUGAAUCUAAAGCUGGUGAACUAUGUUUGCACAGCGUCCAAACUCUUUCUGGUUUAAGGAGGUUACAAACAAUCCACGAGGUCUGACAAGAAAAAGAUUGUGAAAACAUGAGCCAUUAAUGCCAUUUUUUAAACUCAUCAUGAAAGACCCAACAGCCAAUCACAGAGCAGACAUAAACUGUGGCAACGUUAGCAGUGCUAACACCGACAGACUUUAACCUCCAUUUACUAGACCAGUAUUGUGAGACACCACCCUGCUUCUUGGCUUGUUUAAAUCCUGUAGCAUUAGACCAGCGUAUCGGACCUGAUAUUACGAUUAGUAGUUUAAGUAGUUUGUGCAAAUUGUGCACAUCUCUACCUUCAAACUUGAGGAAAAAGAAUUAAGCAAACGUUAGCAGCAUCUGCCCCAAAGAGCAGCAGAAGAGUUUGAUUUGAAGCAUUGAGCUUCUUUAUUCAGGCUCAUAGGUCAGUUUGUGUCCGAGAGGAGGAGGAGGAGAUGAUGAGACGCAGCGGCUUCAGGAGGACGUGAGGAGUCACAGUCAGAGAGCGAGCAGCUGACUUUAAAAAAAAAACACUGAGAUGAAAUGUGUGACAUCAGAGGAUGACAAUUGUGCUGAAUGUCAGAGUUUAGCUGAGUGAGUGUGUGUGAGAGGUGUGACACACAACAAGAAGGGACUUUACAUUCCUGUUUCAGUAUUACUACUUGCUUACAACGCUCUACCAUCCACUCACACUUAACUUCUACCCGGGUCAUCACGAUACCACAGUCUCAAACUUUAACGAUAUCCAUUCACAACAAUAGAGGUGCUAGUCCGUCUAAACUGCACAAAAACAUUGGCAACAUAUCAGUACUGAAACAUUGCCAAUGUUUUUGUGCAGUUUAGACAUAGGCAGGAACUUUUUGUAAAACAAAACGAGACUGAAAAUAUGUUUUUUGAUAUCAACAAUUAUUAAAAAUCUGACUAUUGUUUUUAAAUGUGGUAUCAAAAAUAGGAACAUUUUGACGACCUUACUCUUAACCAUCCAUCCAUCCCCCCACACACACACACACACACACACACACACACACACACACACACACACACACACACACAGUCACCUCCAUGAUUACUUGACUUUCACCUCAAACUGGAUCGUCCCCUGAGCCGCUCUCACUCCUGGUGCUACGAUGUGUUCUGGUGUGUGUCGGCCAUGAUGACAGUGAUGAUGUAAUGGAGUAUUAAACGACUUCUCUCACAGGUGUGUACUGGUUAGCUCUCGGCAUCAGUGUGAACAGGUCACACACGGACUGAUGGACCACUCAACUCACACUGGGGGGGGGAGAGAGAUCAUAAGACUAAACCUGAGCAGAGCUGGAUUUACCUGUCUCUAAAGAUCCUGCAGUCCUAUAGGUCAAUCAUGUCCCGCCCUCCUAUAGGCUCAGGGGGCUGUCAAUCAUCCCUGUGUGGUCGUCUUCUCGGCUCCUCUACAACUACCUCCACAGCAGCAAAAACACAGCCCGUCCUCUUUGCUAACACACUGUCAUCAGCCUCGAGCCUGUGAAUGUCUACACACACACACACACACACGCACACACACACACACGUGAAUAUACACACUAACUCUCUAUACAUCAAAGUGCUGGACUCCCUGUUGUUUCCCUCUCUCCCCUCUCCUGAUAUCCUCUGAUGGUACGAGACGGUGUAACGCUUCAGAUGAUAUUUAGAUCACACACAGAGAGUAUCAUUUAGCCUUAAAGGGUUCACUUUAAAUGAAACACAAUCGUUUCAUAUGAGUCCUUGCCUGAGGUCUGUACUACCUGUCCCCUUACUCAACACCUGACUUUACUCGAGUUAUCUAUUCCUUAUCUGGAAGGUGGGGCUAAAUCUCCUGGCUGCAUCAACUCCCACACCAGAAAAGUUUCAAAGAUCUGAAAAGCCUGUUUUUUUGUUUUGUUUUUUUAAACGUACUGGCCCUUUAAGUGUGCCUCAGUCAAAGAGUGUCGCUGCUAUUGGUUGUUAGAACAUGUUGCUGUCACUUUAAGAACACUCGUAUGUUAAAGGACCUGAUGGGAUUGAAGAUUUUAUUUACAGAGAUUUACUCUUAACUGGUUCAGUUUGCAGUAACACACGCUGACCAGCAGGGGUCAGUAGUGUAGGGAGCAGGAUGGCUUACACACAGGAAACACAUUUUGUAUGUUUUAAGAUAAAUUUAAUCUUUGGUGUAUUCAAAAUCAACAUUAUUGAUACCUGUUUGGUUACCACAGCAACAUAAAUAGAAGCCCCACCCACCUAACACAAUAUUGUGUAAUUUCUGUGUUUUAAAGGUUGAAGCUAACUCCUGCACACUGGCCACAUUUUUACAAAAUCGUUGGCAACAUUUCGAUACAGGAACGUUGCCAAUGUAUUCUUGCAAUUAAGAGGCCGUGGCGUCUCCUCUUCUCUCUUCGUGUAAGAGACAUAAACGCAGCUUUUGCAUCUUUACGAGACACCCAAAAAUAGGUGAGAAACGCAGAAUUGACCAACCUGUGAAUUUGCUCCCGGCAGCUUUUAGUUUUAAAGUAGCGGAGGUCGUUUGUUAUUGAACAUGUCAAAGAAAGGGAGGGAAUAAAUCAGCUGACCACUUUAUCAAAGACGUCUUCAUAAUGAGGCAGAGGAGGCGCCCCCUGCUGGUUCAUAUGUCUUACACUGAAACUAAACCUUGUCAUGUCCCAGUGAAGAGCUGCUCUAAAGGCCUUAAAGAGACGAGUGCUGCUCCCUGAUCUGGUGUCGGCUUUUUACCUCUGAUUGUACCACAGCUCUGUUUCUAAAACCACUACACGAGUAACCACCAAGAGUUCAAAGUCACCCUCCUCUGCUUCACAUCCUGUCCCGCCCCAAGUCCUUUCUACCUUUGGGACUGAGCUUUGAGUCGUUAAGACCGGGAACAGAAGUCUCCUUUACCUCUAGAGGCGCCCCGUCCCCCCAAACACUUUCUAUUGCACCAUUAAUCUGGGAGAAACCACUACAGUAGAGUCCAGUCCAGGUGUUGUGGUCUAAAGCUGCAGCCCCCCGCCUGAUGGAGGUCCUCUCUCCC